Messenger RNA from Lobosporangium transversale, 876 nucleotides. RefSeq lists its product as hypothetical. The annotation marks the transcript as partial. The transcript is spliced from 4 exons. Gene Ontology annotation, molecular function: protein binding. Lineage: Eukaryota; Fungi; Mortierellomycota; Mortierellomycetes; Mortierellales; Mortierellaceae. The record is from RefSeq and is a predicted model, not a curated record.
AUGGGAAACGUUUAUUCAAUCAUAUUAUGCGAUCGGGAUCUACAUCAUCUUCCAGAUGACAUCUAUAAACAUCAUAAACAUGUCACGAAGCUGCUGCUUCGUCGAAACAAUAUAGCAGAGAUCCCACAAGAGAUUAAAAUCUUGACCAAUUUAGUGGAAUUGAGUUUAAGAGACAACUUACUGACGUCUGUGCCACCGGAGUUAGCCUGUCUGAGGUUACUUCAAAAAUUGUCUCUUGCAAAUAAUCGGAUCCAAGAACCGCCCGAACCUAUCGCUACAUUCAGUCACCUCACAUGGCUCUCUCUCGCCAGCAACACACUUACAAGUCUCCCGGACUCAUUCUCUAAGCUGCAAAAGUUGACUUCACUGGAUCUUCAACGGAACCGGUUUAGCACUAUCCCGGAAUGUAUAUUCAACAUGCAGUCUCUCAACAUUCUACUGCUACAGAAGAACCGAAUUACAGUAAUUUCCCCCAAAAUCGGUCGGUCUUGGGAGAAUCUUUUGAAUCUGGAUUUACACACCAAUGAUCUAAGGACUUUGCCUGACCAACUUGGAUGCAUGAAGUCCCUGCGCCGUCUAAAUUUGGCUAUCAAUAAGAUUAUAGAAAUCCCUACUACCAUAGGGCAGCUCCAGCUACUCGAGUGGUUAAACUUGAAUGACAACAAGCUGGAGACUUUACCUGAGUCAAUGCAGAGCAUGCAAUCGCUCGUCAAGAUGGGUAUUGUACAAAACAGACUGCGAACACUACCGGCUGCUUUGGCCAAACUCAAUUCGCUAUACAAACUGGAUUGCCGAAGAAACAAUAUUGAGUGCUUGCCAAGUAUAUACAAGGAUAUGCAGGGAAUUCACAGUCUACUCCUAGAAGAAAACCCACUA